This is a messenger RNA of Bipolaris sorokiniana ND90Pr, 1973 nucleotides long. RefSeq lists its product as uncharacterized. NCBI's taxonomy places the organism in Eukaryota, Fungi, Ascomycota, Dothideomycetes, Pleosporales, Pleosporaceae. Gene Ontology annotation, molecular function: aspartic-type endopeptidase activity. Bases 147 to 1724 code for a protein of 525 amino acids. Gene Ontology annotation, biological process: proteolysis. Gene Ontology annotation, cellular component: fungal-type vacuole. The transcript has 2 exons. The record is from RefSeq and is a predicted model, not a curated record.
CUACUGUUGUCUAGACUCAACCCGCUGUCCUGACAUCUCACCUCAUCAACCUUUGUGGACCUUUACAGCUUCUAUACUACUUGCAUACUUUCGAAGACACUCGACCUCUGCGAGCGUGAGUGUUUCGCGAGGUGGGUAGCAGCCAGAUGGCGAAACCACUCUCCCUUGCGGGAUCUGGGCGCUGGUAUGGGAACGAUGGGAGCUGGACAGGCUUCUCAGUCCAAGUGGGAACUCCACCACAAACGUUCGAAGUAUUCCCAUCUUUCCAGUCGCAGAAUGUGUGGCUACCAAUCGAUGAAGAGUGUUUGAGAAUCCAAGCCGAUGCGGGAGCGUGUGGUAGCUCUCGCGGUGCAGCACCUUUUCAACAAAGUCCAAGUCCCGGCUUCCAGCCAAACAUGUCUUCGUCCUGGCAGGCCAUCAAUCUCUUCGAACUGGGGCUUGAGAAAGUCCGUGGUAUCACGGGCAAUGGGUUUGUUGGGUUUGAUAAUGUCCAAGUAGGGAACAUAUCGCUUGACAAAUUUCCCGUCACUGCAUACGCCUCGCCCGGCUUCUGGGUAGGGCAACUCGGCCUUUUGCCAUUGUCGAUAAACUACUCGACAACCGUCAAUUCACCAUCAUUUUUAGUCGCUCUAAGAGAUGGGGGGCAUAUACCGAGCGUGGCGUACGGUUACCAAGCAGGCUCUCCGUAUCGGGGUACCAAGGUGCCAGCAAGUCUGGUGCUUGGAGGUUAUGACGGCUCGCGUGCGUCAAAACCACUUACUGUUAAAAUCAACACCGAUAUGAGCAGAGCGUUGACAGUUUCUAUACACGACAUUGUAGCAACUGGCACUUUAAACGGCACACUGUCUCUGGUCAACAGCGAGCGAAUUCUCGCACCCCUCGACUCAUCGAUCCCUGAAUUAUGGCUUCCCAAGUCAGUGUGCGAUCGCUUUGAGUCUGUAUUUGGGUUGGAAUAUCAUGAAGCAUCUGGGCGUUAUCUUCUGACAGACGCUAAGAGAGAUCAACUCCGGUCAAUGAACCCUAUUGUGACAAUGACGAUCGGCUCAGACCCAUCCAUAUCCGGCAACAGUACCAUUAUUCAACUUCCAUAUGCUGCUUUCGACUUGCAAGCUGGUUUUCCAAUCUUUGUAAACGAGACCAAUUAUUUUCCGAUCCGCAGGGCUGACAAUGAAAGCCAAUACGCAAUCGGUAGAGUUUUUCUCCAAGAAGCAUACAUUGGCGUGGACUUUGAAUCAGGAACUUUCAACGUCAGUGCGGCAAGAUGGGACGAGCUGGACCCAGAAAUCAUUACCAUAUUAUCAGAAGAAAGCAAAGCAACUGCCGAGAAGACAGGUGAUUUGCCAAGUGGCGCAAUAGCUGGGAUAGUUGUCGGAUGUGUAGUUGGAAUAGCUCUGGUCAUUGCAUGUGCAUGGUUGAUGGUGCGAAAACGAAAGCGAAAGAACAUCAUACAACAUGACGCUGUUGAAACAGGGGCGAACGAGAAGAUAAGAUACGAGAUGCAACCCCCUUCAGAACUGGAAUCGAACACUCUAAAAAUUUCCGAACUUCCGGGGAAGCAAGGAGAUAGUGAGUUGUACGAAAGCAGGGCGGUGCCUGAGCUGGGCAGUCGAGAUUGCAUUUACGAGAUGUCGGCAGGGCCUGUUCCCGGACUGCCGGCCAAGUAUGAUGAGGGCGCAGACCAAAAUGAAGCCGAUGAGAGGAAACAAGAGAGGAGGGAUCAAUAGCGCAGUUGGAAGGGAAAAGAGAAGAGACGGCCAAAACAGGCUAGUGCAUUCUACACUCGAGCAUGUUCGGAAGCGUUACGAGACGCAUUACGAACCACAUUAAUCAUUGUAACAUAUAUACCCCGCAAAAAUGCAUUUCAAAACAGUAAACUAGCAGACUUGACAGCAAAAACCACAUCCUCCAUUGGAUAUGCAUCAACUCAGUCAGUGUCAUAUGUACUUCCAUGAUGCAGAAUUUUUAAAGUACUG